CCCGCUGCAGCUGCACCGAACUCUCCCUGUGGCGCUGCUGCUGCUGCUGCCGCCGCUGCCGCCGCCGCCGCUGCCGCCGCCGCCGUUGCCGCCGCUGCUGCUACAAGUGAAUGUGCAUUAGCCGCCAGGACCUCCCCGCCGGCGGCGCACACAGCCGACUCAGUCACCCCAGCCCUGACUUCGCUGCACAGGGGUGGAGGUGGUGGAGGAGGCCAGGAGGAGGCGAGGAGGGGGGAGGUGCCGGUGCUGGUGGUGGAGGUGGAGGUGGAGGUGGUGGAAGAGGAGAAAGGGUGUGCGACAGCGGAGGGUGCCCCGGUGGGGUGCAGCGGAAGAGGGGGUUUGGAGGGGAGAACUUCGUAGCAGUCAUCCUUUUUAGGAAAGGAGGGAAAAAUAAAACCCUCCCCUCACGGCUUUACCCACACCCCUUCACCAGCACCACCACACACAGCGAGGUCUCCUCUCGUGGAGCACACGGUGGUGUCUACGCUUUCUGCCUUCAUUUAUCAAGCAGCUUUUUGGAAAAUGUCUUUUCUGUCCGGAGUUUAAUCAGAAGGGGAUUUUUUUUUCCCUCUUCCAUCUUUUUUUUUUCCCCUCCUCCUCUCCUCUCUCUUUUAAAUGGAGACGUGAAGCAGUCAUUGGAAUAGAGAUCAAUGCCUGUACGCGCGCGCGUGUGUGCGUGUGUAAAUUGUACAGGGAAAACCACAGGACUUCUGCAAAAUACUGGAUUGAAAAUUGUAAUUCAUCUGCUGCUGCCGCCGCCGCUGCCUUUUUCUUUCUUUCUUUUCCCCCCCUCCUUUUUGCUCCUGGAUUCUCCGAUUGGGGUUUCUAGGGUUUGACAUUUCUUUGGAGAUGUCUGAAACAGAAGUCUGGGAAUUAAUUUGGAAAUCCUUCUAAUUUUUUCCAACUCCUGAUUCAUUUGGAAGUUUCAAAGCAAAUAUAACUUGAAAGUCCUGAAGAUUUGUGGGAUUUUUUCACCCCUUAUGAGCUUGUUCUGUUUUCACAAAAAGGAAACUUGACAGAGGAGCAUACAGUACUUAGAAUACAACAUCACCGAGGAAAAUAGAAUAAAAUAAUCUAAAUAAUAACAAUAGCGUGCCUCAUGAAAUAAAAAAGAUACAAAAAGGAAUUUAAAUCAUAAAAAUACUGUGCAUCUCAUACCAAGGGGGAAACACCAGGAAGAAUAAAAUAUUUCAGAGACAAGACUCCCCCAGAGACAAGAAAUGAAAAGCACAUCCAAUAAAAUAACUGGAUUAUAAUUAUUAUUCUGUAUUUUGGGGGGUGUGGGUGGGAGAGGGAAUAAGAGGUGGGUGUUGUCACCAUUUGGCUGCUUCCCUUGUAUUCACUACUCCCUUCUUUGGGAACGAUGGCUCACCCUGGAAGAAGAGGGUACGAUAAUCGGGAGAUAGUGAUGAAAUACAUUCAUUAUAAGUUGUCACAGAGAGGGUACGAGUGGGAUGCUGGAGAUCUGAGGGCACCAGCCUCUCCAAGUCUUCCUCCUGUUGUUGCUUCUGCCCCUGCUGUUGGGAUCUUCUCUAACCAGCCAAGACAUACACCUCUGCCUGCUGAACCCCAGGACUUGGCCACUUCUACGACUGCUGCUGCUAGAAACUCACCUUUGCCUCCUCCUCCUGCCGUUGCUGCUGCUACUGUUGCCGCUGGACCUGCUGUCAGUCCAGUGCCACCUGUGGUCCACCUGACCCUUCGUCAAGCUGGAGAUGAUUUCUCACGAAGGUACCGGAGAGACUUUGAUGAAAUGUCAGGUCAGCUGCACCUGACCCCUGUUACUGCUAGGGGACGCUUUGCCACAGUAGUGGAGGAGCUGUUCAGGGAUGGGGUGAACUGGGGGCGGAUCGUGGCCUUCUUUGAAUUUGGUGGUGUUAUGUGUGUGGAGAGCGUCAACCGGGAGAUGUCGCCCCUGGUGGACAGCAUUGCCCUGUGGAUGACUGAGUACCUGAACCGGCACCUGCACAACUGGAUCCAAGAUAAUGGAGGAUGGGAUGCCUUUGUGGAAUUGUAUGGCAACAGCAUGAGGCCUUUGUUUGAUUUCUCCUGGCUGUCUCUGAAGACUCUGCUCAGCCUGGCUCUGGUGGGAGCUUGCAUCACUCUUGGUGCCUACCUGGGACACAAAUGAAUCCGCAAGCACGCAGUGGACAGAUAUGCAAAAGGCUCACUAAACUGUAGAAAUAAUAUGUGUUUUUUUUCGGUGAUACAUAAUGAAAUUUGGACGUGGUCUCUUUAAGAGAAGAAAAAAGGAAAACAUUUGAGGAAAAAAACAAACUUUCGGGCAAAAUAUUAAAUCAGCUAUUUACUGCCAAAGGGAAAUAUCAUUUAUUUUUACAUUAUUAAAAAUUAUUUAUUUAAGACAUUUACAUUUAACCUCCUGUCUUCAGAAACUCUGCCGCUUAGAGCAAAGUAACACUUACUAUGGCUUCACACGGAAUCUCCUGUGCCUAUAAACGCUGAUUUGUUUUAAACGGAGUUGGCUGGACUGACUCAAUCUCCGAAGAACAAACAAACUGACAAAGGACCUUACUGUCGGGGAGUGAUUUUUUAGGCUGCUUGAGGUUAGGGAGGUGGGCUGCAUUUUAUGUGCAUUUAUUUGCCCUGAAUCGAAGUAGAAUUAUUUCCUCCUGGGAAAAACAGAUGCUUUGCAUAUGAUUUGCAUGCUACACACACCAUCCAAGGGGGGGUAAAAGGAAACCUUGGGGCAGACUUAUGAUCCAUUAAGAUUCUUCACAUGUCUUCUGCCUCCCCAGGACAGCUAUGGGAAAUAUAAUCUUAAACCAUAAAUGAAAGUAUUUUUUUAAGCUACCAAUUGUGCCGAGACAGCCUUUUAACAAUUAAGACAAUAUCAUCCAAUACCUUAAACACUGAUUUGUCUAUUUAGACACUCAGAGAUACGUCAGUCCAAAUACUCCCUUUCUGAGUAGGAAACUGGCUCCUUUGGAACGUCAAGAAAUCAACAUGUCAGUGAUUUCUUCAGCAUCAGGGUGUUUUUUUGAGCUACUCACACAGAAACAUCAGGACACCGUAAGUGCCUGUUUCUCCAGGGUGAGACUGCAGCUUGCAGGCCUGUCUUGUGUCCCAACUAAGUGGGCUCGUUCCUGGAACCAAGCCCAUGCAGGCGCUGGCCUCCAUGAGGGUUUCUAAACAGUGCAGUGUGGUCUCUGAAUCUUUGGAAGUUAGCAAGGUUUUGAAUUCCAUUGGCAAAUAAAAGAAACAUUUUUCAAUUCAAGAAAGAACUCUAAGUGGGGCUCUGCUAGGGGCUGUUUAUCAAAUUGGAGAUAAUGAAAUCAAUUUAGGCUCAUUUUUCCAAUUUAAAGUGGAGCUUUGGGACGAAAAUGUUUUUUUUUUCCACGUUGGUCAUUUCUUAAGAUUGCCACUGAAGAAGAAAAGGCUCACAAAGUCACCACCCAGAUCAUCUUGACAGCUUCAGAAAACUGCUUCAGUCCAGGAGAAGGCAAAAAAGGGAGAGAGAGAGAGAGAGAGAGAGAGAGAGAGAGGAGAGAGAGAGAGAGAGAGAGAGAGAGAGAGAGAGAGAGGAGAGAAGAGAGAGAGAGAGAGAGAGAGAGAGAAAGAAAGAGAAACAUGGUAAAGGAAGGACUUGAAACCCUUUUUUAUCCAGAUUAUAAAUGUAUCUCAAAUAAGGCAGACAGAUGAGGAGUGGUAAACUGUACCAAAUACUGUCCAAACAGCAUGCCUGUAUGUGGGGACUGAGCCUUUGACAUAUCCAUGUGGUUCAAAGGAAGAUUUUAAUAAAGAAGGGAAAUGUCAAAAGGAAUGUUGUGGACUAACUGACUUAUGCCUAUGGAAUUUGAUGGUAAAACUCAUGAACUUAUUGUUAUUAUUGUUUGUUUUUAUUUAAAAACCUGGAAGGGGGUGAAAAAAUUCCAGGUGUGGAAUAUGGAGAUUAUCUGCACAUCUUGGGAGAAGAAAAGAAAGAAAAGAGAAGAAAAAAGAAAUGGCUAGAACUGUAGAAGAAUCUCAAAAAAGAUCCAGCCUCCAGCUCAUAAACUAGAGAAGAAUUUGUGUUUUAAGUUUAGAUUUCACUUUGUGAUGUAUAUGAAAUACCUUUGAGGCAUUAUGGCAUUAUAUACCAUUUAUCUGUAUUAACUUUGGAAUGUUCUUUGUUCAAUGUUUAAUGCUGUAGUUGAUGUGUUUUCAAAGCUGCUUUUUUUUUUUUUUGGUAUGUACAUCUCAGCAUUUAAAAAAAAUUCAGUUAUGGCCUCUACACUAUUUGUUAGAAAGGAUGAGGAUUUUCCAUUUGAAGUUUUGUAUUUUGACUCUCCAGAAACUCUUAACAACACCUCUCGUAGCCUUUGGACCUUAGACAGCUAAAGGAGAGGGAAAUGUAGCUUUUGAGGGAGUUCGUCUCAACAUGAUUAUAUACCUUAGCUUUGAAACAGAAAUGUUGAAACAAAGCAAAAUGACACUUGCUAUGGUCCCCCGACCUUGUUCUUUGCAGAUUUACUUGACCUGGGCAGUUCUGAGUUUAGUAACUCGAGUUAUUUGAGACAAUGUGCACAUUUAGCUAUAACCAUGGGGUCUAUUUGGAUGAAAAUUAUUUUCCAGGGCCUUAUAGCAAUUAAGAAUCUGGCCCUGGGAGUGUUUGACUUUUACAGAGUUGCAUCAAAAUGGCCCGUUUAAAUAGAGGUACCAAGUAAAGCCAUAGGAGCUGAUUUAAAUGGGCCAUUUUUCAUAAGAGUUAGCACUUAUGGGUUCACACUUGGAACAGAAUAGACUUGUAGAGUGGAAAAUGGUAUGAAUUAUAAGUCACUAUUCAGAAUCAAAUCAGUGAAGCAGAUGAAAUGAUUUUUUUGGUUUGAAUUUUGAAAUGUUUUAUUAUCUUAUGAAAGGUUUACAUUAUCAAAAGUGGCAAAUAUUGAACCAAAAGCCCCAUGCUGCUAUGCUGACAAGAUCACCUGCAUGGAGUUGGUUUUAUAGUUCACUCCAAGUGUCAAGAUUCUCCACGCUGCUUUAGAAGUAAUAUGAAGUACCUUAUGACAUUUAGAAGAUAAAGUCUGAUUGGUGUUUGGUUGUCUUUGUGGUUGUUGUUGUUAUUGUCCUUAAAAAAAUUACAACCUGGGCUUCCCAGUAUAUUAGUAAAGUGUAUAUAUAUUAAAAAAAAAAGUCACGGUGGUUGAAGUUUGUUUGGUUUUCUCUUGCUAUUGGGGAUCUCGUUUCUGAUAAUCCCCAUGAAAAACUUUUGCCACCUGACUCUAGAAUUGUACAGUAUUUCCAUGCCUGCACUUGCUCAGAGACUAGUUGAUAAUUAAUGCAUUUCUUAUUGUUAAACAUACUAGAAAUGAUGAAUGUAUAUAAAAGUCUGAACUAAUCAAACCUUU
Phascolarctos cinereus (koala) is the source of this 5345-nucleotide messenger RNA. It is a transcript of the gene BCL2, whose product is annotated as BCL2 apoptosis regulator. Lineage: Eukaryota; Metazoa; Chordata; Mammalia; Diprotodontia; Phascolarctidae. Gene Ontology annotation, biological process: extrinsic apoptotic signaling pathway in absence of ligand; negative regulation of apoptotic process; intrinsic apoptotic signaling pathway in response to DNA damage. Gene Ontology annotation, molecular function: BH domain binding. The record is from RefSeq and is a predicted model, not a curated record. Gene Ontology annotation, cellular component: mitochondrial outer membrane.